Molecule: messenger RNA, 1497 nt
Organism: Ochotona princeps (American pika)
Lineage: Eukaryota; Metazoa; Chordata; Mammalia; Lagomorpha; Ochotonidae
Product: zinc finger protein OZF-like
Biological process (GO): regulation of transcription by RNA polymerase II
Cellular component (GO): nucleus
Molecular function (GO): DNA-binding transcription activator activity, RNA polymerase II-specific; RNA polymerase II cis-regulatory region sequence-specific DNA binding
Source: RefSeq, a predicted model, not a curated record
AUGGACAGUGGAGAAACCUGUGAAGCAGAGAUUUCCAGUAUAGAAAAAGACAAUGAAAAGCAGUUGCAGACCAAAUUUUUAGUGUUAAUUGACCAGUUGAAGUUGGAAGAGAGACUCCACACAAAAAAAUCUUAUGAAUGUAAGGAGUGUGGAAAAAAGUUUCCUCGUAAGUCAAGCCUAAUGAUACAUGAGAGGGUCCACACAGGGGAGAAACCUUAUGAUUGUAGGGAGUGUGGAAAAGCUUUUACUCGUAAGUCAAACAUGACCGCACAUCACAGAAUGCACACUGGGGGAAAACCUUAUGAAUGUAUUGAGUGCGGGAAAUACUUUUCUUAUAAGCAACACCUCAUUGCACAUCAGAGAAUCCACACUGUGGGAAAACAUUAUGAAUGUAGUGAGUGUGGAAAAGCUUUUCUUCAUAAGUCAAGCAUGAUCAUACAUCAGAGAAUACACACAGGGGAAAAACCUUAUGAAUGUAGUGAGUGUGGAAAAGCUUUUAUUCGUAAGUCACACCUCAUUACUCAUCAGAGAAUCCACACAGGGGAAAAACCUUAUGAAUGUAGUGAGUGUGGAAAAGCUUUUAUUCAUAAGUCAAACCUCAUUCCUCAUCAGAGAAUCCACACUGGGGAGAAGCCUUAUGAAUGUAGUGAGUGUGGGAAAGGUUUUUCUGAUAAGCCACAGCUUUUUAGACAUCAGAGAAUCCACACUGGGGAGAAACCUUAUGCAUGUAGUGAGUGUGAAAAAGCUUUUAUUCUUAAGUCACACCUCAUUACUCAUCAGAGAAUCCACACUGGGGAGAAGCCUUAUGAAUGUAGUGAGUGUGGAAAAGCUUUUAUUCGUAAGUCAAACCUCAUUACUCAUCAGAGAAUCCACACUGGGGAGAAACCUUAUGAAUGUAGUGAGUGUGGGAAAGGCUUUUCUGAUAAGCCACAGCUUUUUAGACAUCAGAGAAUCCACACUGGGGAAAAACCGUAUGAAUGUAGUGAGUGUGGAAAAGCUUUUUCUGAUAAGUCAAACAUGACAUCACAUCAGAGGAUCCACACUGGGGAGAAACCUUAUGGAUGUAGUGAGUGUGGAAAAUCUUUUCUUCAUAAGUCAAGCAUGAUCAUACAUCAGAGAAUCCACACUGGGGAGAAACCUUAUGAAUGUAGUGAGUGUGGGAAAGGCUUUCCUUAUAAGCCACACCUCAUUAGACAUCAGAGAAUCCACACUGGGGAAAAACCGUAUGAAUGUAGUGAGUGUGGAAAAGGCUUUUCUCGUAAGCCACACCUCAAUACUCAUCAGAGAAUCCACACAGGGUAAAAACCUUAUGAAUGUAGUGAGUGUGGAAAAGCUUUUAUUCGUAAGUCAAACUUCAUUACUCAUCAGAGAAUCCACACUGGGGAGAAGCCUUAUGAAUGUAGUGAGUGUGGAAAAUCAUUUUCUGGUAAGUCAAGCAUUAGAUCACAUCAGAGAAUACACACAGGGGAAAACCUUGUGAAUGUAGUGAGUGUGGAA